Molecule: messenger RNA, 1149 nt
Organism: Rotaria sp. Silwood1
Lineage: Eukaryota; Metazoa; Rotifera; Eurotatoria; Philodinida; Philodinidae
Source: the annotation of a GenBank genome assembly
AUGCGUUAUCAAGCAACAAGUGUACAACGACAUUUUGAAAUGUUUACUAUCACCAAAAGACAAAAAUUUGCCUUAGUCAAAAUUACUAGUAUCGAUAUUGUUGCUUGUGUAAAAUCAAAAAAGCCAAUUUGUGUUUAUGAAGCUUUUUACGAUACUCUAACUGAAGCACACAAUACGAUUUCACAUGGUGGUCGUGAAAAGACCACUUUUGAAUUAAACUCUCAACAUUCAUGGAUUCCUCGAUUUUGUAUUGAUUUAUUUUUGAAACAAUGUAUUGUGUGUCAAACACGAAAGCUAAUAAAACAACAAGUUCCAUCAAAACCAAUUAUUUCUUUAGGUGUGAUGACACGUCUUCAAAUAGACUUGAUUGACAUGAGAACAAGACCCGAUAAAAUAUCACCAGAUCUUAUUUAUUGUUGGAUUUUAAACUGUAUAGACCAUUUCAGUAAAUUCUCAUGGUCAUUUCCAUUGAAAAACAAAUCAGCUACUGAAGUUGCUAUUAAGUUGCGUGAACUGUUCUUUGUUUUCGGACCACCUCGAUUGCUUCAUAGUGAUAAUGGUCGUGAAUUUGUAUCAACGGUUAUUAUGGAAUUAAAAAAUCUUUUUCCAGAUUUGCACUUUAUUCGAGGAAGACCGAGACAUCCACAAAGCCAAGGAUGUAUCGAAAGAGCAAACGGGGUUUUGUGUGAUGCUCUCGAUAAAUGGAUGUCCACUAAUAAUUCUUCUAGUUGGUCUAAUGGUUUAUUGCCUGUAGUUUACGGGAUUAAUACCAGAAUGUCUACUGUUACCAAAACAACCCCGUAUGAAGUGAUGUUUGGACAAACACCUCGUUCUGAUUCCGAUUAUUGGAAGUUGGUUAGUAAAAAUGGAAUUGAUGAUGAAAAUGAUUUACCAACUCCUGUUGCUGUAUCAACAGAUUAUUUAAAUGAUGGUAAAAGUGAUACGUUAAUUAAUGUUGAUGAAGAUCUUGAUCUAGAAGUAAUUGAACUCGUCAAAAAACUAUCUGAUGAUAUUGUUUCUUCAUUAAAUGCUGAACCAUCAAUAUCAUCAUCAGUUACAUCACAAAAACACGAUAUCAUUCGAAAAACUGCUACAGAUCAUUAUCUGGCAACUGCUAAUAAAAAGAUGAAAUUGUAUCAAAAUGGUUGA